This is a messenger RNA of Sander lucioperca (pikeperch), 1070 nucleotides long. RefSeq names its product coiled-coil domain-containing protein 106-like. The record is from RefSeq and is a predicted model, not a curated record. The transcript has 4 exons. Bases 1 to 666 code for a protein of 221 amino acids. Gene Ontology annotation, cellular component: nucleoplasm. NCBI's taxonomy places the organism in Eukaryota, Metazoa, Chordata, Actinopteri, Perciformes, Percidae.
AUGCCUUCUACAAGAAGAGGCAAAAGAGCCAAGCGGUUUCCUUCAUCCAUCGACGCAGAUAGCAUUGGUGGAUCUGCAGAAGUUGAGGAACUUCACAAUGUAGAGGAAACUGAAAUGUUACAGGAAGCUGGAGUGGAAACACCAAGAACCUCAUCCACAUUGGCUCCAACAGCCAAAGCAAUAAUUGAGCAGCAAAGACAGAAAAUAACAGCCCUUGAGGAUGAAAGAAACUUCCUAAGAGAACAGCUGAAAAAAGCACUGGACAAAGCUCCCACUGCUGCAGGAAAACAUCAAUCACCUUCAGGCUCAGAUUCAUCUGAUUCAUAUUCUUCAGACUCUGAAUCUUCCUCUUCAUCCAGUGACAGGAGGAAGAGGAAGAAGAAGACCAAGAGGAAGAGCAUAAAAAAGGAUAAAGGGGCACAGUUUGGCAAAAGAAUGACAACCCCAGAAGAUGUCCAACACAGGUACAUGGCGGUCCUUAAAACCUUCCAGAAGACCCGAAGUGUCAACAGAAGUUGUGAAAAACACAACGUGGAUCGAAACACCAUCACCUAUACUGUUGUGAUUGCAGAGGUCCAUUUGGCAGCUGACAGUGAGGAGAAAGCUAGGGUUCCACCCUUUCCAGGUGGCUCUCGCCUAAAAUAUGGGAAAGAAGCUUUUUCUUGACAGGGAGCCAGCAUUGAAAGCAAAAAUUGAAAAAAAGUAAGAGGAGAGAGAGUUCCUGCCGGUCAAAUAUAAAGUAAAAGGGAAUUAUGUGGUGAUGGUAUUACAUUUUUGUUUUUGUUUAAUAUUUGAGAACAUUUUUUAAAUUUUGAGUUGAAUGCUGAAGAUUUUAGUUUUAGGGGAAAUAUUUUUAUUUAUAAGGUGUGGCUGAGGUUACAGUGAUUUAUUUUUCCCCGUUUGUAUCAAAAUCAGCCAUUUGUGCUUUGUUCAGUAAAUAAUUAAUUGAUGGAUAUCAGUAUAAACAUGUUCAUACAUGGCAUUCCUUUGGAGUUACGAGGCAUCAAUACUAUAAAAUGUUUUUUGUAUUGUAUUACCUUGAAAUAAAAUAGAAACAGGCAGUUUUGCAU